UCAAUCGAUACUGCCCGUACUUCCCGUAUUACUAUUACUUUCCCAGGCCAUACUAUUACCAUCACAACUAUCCGACAUGCCGACUUAUAGAUCCAUCGCAACAUUCCUGCUGUAAUGGCAAUGUAUUUGAUAAGUUUGGGCCAUACGACAGAUGCUGUAACACUGCACGUUACGAUAGAAGAUAUUACAUAUGCUGCAAUGGACAAGUGAGAAAAAGAGUGAGCGCAACGACAACAACUUGCUGUGGAACAGAGCCGUAUAACUACCGUGAAAACACAUGUUGUUACAACCAGGUUCUGCGAAUAACAGAUGACAAACGCUCGUGUUGUGGAUACGAACUAUACAACUACAAGACACACAAGUGCUGUAAUGGCAUUGUGGUCCCCGGUGGAAACAAUCAUAUAUGCUGCGGGAACAGAGCGUGGGACGGCACGCUUUAUGGAUGUUGCGGCAAUGAACCAUUUUAUAAACCACGUUGGAGUUGCUGUAAUGGCAUGAAAGUCAGCGGUGGAGGCAAUGAUGCAAGAUGCUGUGGACUGAAGACGUUUAACAGAAACACUCAUAUGUGUUGCUGCAGAUGCAUCCAUCCGAAACAGUCCUCGUACCAG
Owenia fusiformis is the source of this 608-nucleotide messenger RNA. Lineage: Eukaryota; Metazoa; Annelida; Polychaeta; Sabellida; Oweniidae. The record is from the annotation of a GenBank genome assembly.